This is a messenger RNA of Humulus lupulus (European hop), 444 nucleotides long. Its product is annotated as glyceraldehyde-3-phosphate dehydrogenase GAPCP2, chloroplastic-like. Bases 1 to 444 code for a protein of 147 amino acids. Gene Ontology annotation, molecular function: oxidoreductase activity, acting on the aldehyde or oxo group of donors, NAD or NADP as acceptor; NAD binding. The record is from RefSeq and is a predicted model, not a curated record. NCBI's taxonomy places the organism in Eukaryota, Viridiplantae, Streptophyta, Magnoliopsida, Rosales, Cannabaceae. The transcript has 6 exons.
AUGCUCACUCAUAAUUUAUUUUGUUUAGAAUUGAAGAUCGGUGGGAAGUCAAAGGUUGGGAUCAAUGGUUUUGGUCGGAUUGGAAGAUUGGUUUUACGAGUAGCAAUAUUCAGGGAUGAUAUUGACGUGGUGGCAGUGAAUGAUCCUUUUAUUGAUGCUAAAUACAUGGCCUACAUGUUUAAAUAUGACUCUACUCAUGGAUUAUUCAAAGGAAGCAUUAAGGUUGUAGAUGAUUCAACCUUAGAAAUCAAUGGGAAGCAGAUUAAGGUUGUGAGUAAAAGACAGUCAAAUGGUGGAGGCAAGAAAGUAGUUUUAUCAGCUCCAUUAGCUGAUGCUCCCAUGUUUGUGGUUGGAGUAAAUGAGCAGACAUACAAGCCAAACAUGGACAUUGUUUCAAAUGCAAGUUGUACUACCAACUGUCUUGCUCCUCUUGCUAAGUUGUAG